This is a messenger RNA of Diaporthe citri, 219 nucleotides long. RefSeq lists its product as uncharacterized. The transcript has 2 exons. Bases 1 to 219 code for a protein of 72 amino acids. Lineage: Eukaryota; Fungi; Ascomycota; Sordariomycetes; Diaporthales; Diaporthaceae. The record is from RefSeq and is a predicted model, not a curated record.
AUGGCUAACCCCGAGGCCCCCAAGCCCCAGGCCCCAAUGGAGGCGCGCCCCACCUCGUCGAGCGGCCCAGACGGCACGACGGGCCCGAUCACACAAGCCCCCAAAGCCGAGCCCCGCCCGGUCGCGCAGAAGCAGGAGCCCGAGCUGCGCGGAGGAGGCAUGACCAUCGGCUUCAACUGCUGCCGCGGCCACUGCAACUGCCACGAGACAUGCUGCUGA